Molecule: messenger RNA, 1209 nt
Organism: Thalassophryne amazonica
Lineage: Eukaryota; Metazoa; Chordata; Actinopteri; Batrachoidiformes; Batrachoididae
Gene: gdf3
Product: growth differentiation factor 3
Exons: 2
Coding region: 37-1152 (371 amino acids)
Biological process (GO): SMAD protein signal transduction; BMP signaling pathway
Cellular component (GO): extracellular region
Molecular function (GO): cytokine activity; growth factor activity
Source: RefSeq, a predicted model, not a curated record
CCUCCGCGGCGCGCGCAGGAGCGCCUUUGAUCAAACAUGACUCCUCUACUCCUCGUCGCCUCCUUUCUAGCCGCCUGGCCUCCGGCCUUCCCGGAGCACGUGAGGAGUCAGGAGCAGCUCCUGCUCAGCUCCCUGGGUUUGUCCGGGAGGCCCCGGUUCGCGGGGGGUUCCCGGAACCGGCACCGGGUCCCGCCUGCGCUCUGGAGGAUGUUCCGGAGGUCCGAGGACCGUCCGGACGGAGACCGAGACUCCUGUUUGGUGUCGGAGUUCGGAGUCCGCGGCAACAUCAUCCGAUACGUGCAGGACCAGGGCAGGCUGAUGAGCGGCGGCUGUCGGACGUGUUUGGUGAAGCAGCUUUUUUUCAACGUCUCGGUCCUGCAGCCUGCGGAGCAGCUGUCUCUGGCUCAGCUGGACAUCAAGCUCCACUGGACUUUGGGCUCAGCAGGAGUCCUGCAGAGGCCCCGGGCCCUCAGCGUGUCCCUCUACAGAGUGGUCCGAGCCACGCUGAGGGGAGCCGAUCCCGAGGUCAACCGCAGGCUGGUGCUGUCGCAAUCGGUGCAGCUGCAACCAGAACCCGCCUCCGUGAUCAUCAACAUCACGUCUCUGGCAGAAAGCUGGAGGACGCCAGGCCGCAACUACGGCCUGGUUUUAGAGCUGCUGCCUGUCAACGAGAACCCAGAGGACCUUCUUUCUUUCCAUCCCGGGGGCUCCUUCUCGUUGGACCCAGUCUUCACCCUGCCAGCGGUGGAGGCCUCGCUGGUGGUCGUGUCACUGAGCACCAGCCAGUGUCGGUCCAGACGAAGGAGGAGCGCGAUUAAAGUCCCUGUGAUCCCUACCCACGUGUGUAACGCCCGCCGCCUCUACAUCGAGUUCAAGGAAGUGGGUUGGAACGACUGGGUCAUUGCUCCGCAGGGCUACAUGGCAAACUACUGCCACGGUGAGUGCCCCUUCCCCCUCAGCGAGACCCUGAACGGCACCAACCACGCCAUCCUGCAGACCCUGGUCCAUUCCUUGGACCCCCGCGGGACGCCUCAGCCCUGCUGUGUGCCCAUCCGCCUCUCGCCCAUCUCCAUGCUUUACUACGACAACAACGACAACGUGGUGCUUCAGCACUACCAGGACAUGGUGGUGGACGAGUGCGGCUGCCGCUGACGCCGUGUCUCCACAUCAGCUCCACAGUCUGUGUCCUGCUUUUGGACUCGAGGAGAA